This is a messenger RNA of Episyrphus balteatus (marmalade hoverfly), 1088 nucleotides long. Its product is annotated as enoyl-CoA hydratase domain-containing protein 3, mitochondrial. The transcript has 7 exons. The coding region runs from base 121 to 984 and encodes 287 amino acids. Gene Ontology annotation, molecular function: hydro-lyase activity. Lineage: Eukaryota; Metazoa; Arthropoda; Insecta; Diptera; Syrphidae. The record is from RefSeq and is a predicted model, not a curated record. Gene Ontology annotation, cellular component: mitochondrion.
GAUAAUUAAUCUUUGGUCAGGUGAUUUGAUAUCUACAAAAGUUAUUUUUAUUUUGACUUUGGUUUGGGUUGCACUUUGCUAUCUUCUUGUUUUUCUGUUUUUGUAAUCAGUUUAUCAAAGAUGUUGAGUUCUAUUUCAAGGAAUUUUUCUUCGGUUUUAAAACGUGGAAAUUUAAUAAAUACUUUGAGUUCGAACUCACCUGUUGGAAAUGAAGAACUAGCAAUCAUUUCAGAAAACGAUGGUGUACGAGAAAUUCAACUUAAUCGACCAAAAACAAGGAAUCCUCUUUCCAUGGGAAUGAUGGAAUCUAUUCUUCAAGGAAUAACUGAAAAUGUAAAUGACAAAUCUCUGCGUUGUAUUGUUAUUUCUUCUACUGGACCAGUUUUUUCAGCUGGGCACAAUUUAAAUGAAUUGAAAGCCGAAAAAGGUUCGGAUUGUCAACGUAAAGUCUUUGAUAAGUGUGCAGAGCUAAUUCAUCAAAUGCAACGAGCUCCAGUCCCAAUAAUAGCUAAAGUUGACGGCCUGGCCGCCGCCGCUGGUUGUCAAUUUGUAGCAUCAUGUGACAUGAUUAUUUGUACAGAAAGGAGUUCCUUUUCCACCCCUGCAGCUAGUUUUGGUAUAUUUUGUCACACUCCGGCAGUUGCAAUAUCACGUGUUAUGCCUCGCAUGAAAUCAUCUUAUAUGCUAUUUACAGGGUUUCCAAUAAGCGCCAAAGAUGCAUAUAUAUCAGGGUUGGUGAGUGCUGUUACCCCAAACGAUAAGUUAGAUGAAGAAGUAAACAAAAUAUGCGAUUCCAUUAAAAGCAAAAGUCGUCCGGUAAUACAACUUGGUAAAGAGUUUUAUUAUAAGCAGAUGGGCUUAAAUUUAUCUGAUGCUUAUGUCAAAGCUUCUGAGGUCAUGGUAGAAAAUCUGGGUCUUAACGAUGGAAAGGAAGGACUCCAGAGCUUCUUGGAAAAAAGAAAACCAAAAUGGAGCCAUUCCUAGGUGAAAUUUUAGUUUAUUAUAUUCAAAAUGCAUUUAUUUAAGACAUGUAAAUACAAAAACUGUCUAGGUGGUUGAGUUUAAUAAAAGUUUAACGUUCUUUGCAA